CAGAAUAUCCAUUUUGGCAUUAAGCCUUAUGCCUGCACCCUGUGUGACAAGAGGUUUGCUGCACGCUCGAACCUCUUUCAGCAUCGCCUCCUUCAUAUGAAACCCUUUUGCUGCUACAUCUGUAACAAACGCUUCGAUCGAGAUGAGCAGUUGCAGAGACACCUUAAGCUUCACCCAACAGCCAAUGUACUGUCUUGCAGGUAA
Molecule: messenger RNA, 204 nt
Organism: Lymnaea stagnalis (great pond snail)
Lineage: Eukaryota; Metazoa; Mollusca; Gastropoda; Lymnaeidae
Source: the annotation of a GenBank genome assembly